GCAAGUUCUAGUCGAAACAUGCCAAAGCCUUCGGAUCACCUCAACGGAAAAAAAUUAGUGUCGCGGAGAACACAAUUCUCUAGUUGCGAUGCUUGUCGCCAAGCCCGCGUUGCCUGCGACGCGUCGAAAAACGGAUAUCAGCCCGGCGAAACGCAAUGGUAUGGAUCAUGUUCUAGAUGUCUUGUAAAGAAUCAGGGGUGCACAUUUGAGUGGAUCAAGGAUACGAAAGUGGAUUCUUCACAACGACAUCGAUUUCCUUUGGCUGCUAGAGAUUCCUUUAUUCACUGGGAACCACCUAGUCCGGAUAUUAAGCCAAAUGAAUGUGAGUCUUCCACCACCGUGGAAGGGAUGACUUAUUGGCCAAAAACAAAUGAUACUCCCAUGACUUCUUGCAUAGAGUCAAAGUCCAGAACAUCCCCAUCUUCGAUAUCAAAUGCUCAGAGUGCAGAUAUUCUAGUAUCUCAAUGGUCUCAUCGGAUCUUCCAUGGUGGCUUCAGUACUAUUUUCGGCCGAUGGAUAGGCAGAAAUGGUUGUCCGCUGGUGUACGAUCCGAGCAGUGAAGCUGUCAUCCCACCAAUAAAGCUCUUCACAAAACUUGACACUCUGCUGGAUGACCAAUUGCAUUAUUUGAAACAAAAUAAUGCAGCAGAACCAUCAAACCUGGGAUCAGAGAGAAAUUAUGAAAUCGAUCGAUCCCUAGACCUCGCGAUAAAAUCUUAUACAGCUCGUUGGUUACCAAUUAUCGCACAGAAUAACUCUCUAGAUAUCAGAACAUAUGCUGAAGUAUCAAGAAACUACUGGCGAGCUAGUCGAAAAGACAUGCUUAGAGUCAUCAACCGCGUGUCCUAUCGGUCCGUGCUAACACUCUACCUUUUCGGCCAGACCCCUGUUCCCCUGGGCAUCUCAGAUGAUGAAGAACUCGACGGUCUUACCGGGGUGGUAUGUACUCAGGUUGCACUGCUACAACUUCAGCAGCUCCGCGGAAGGCUUCGUAGCUGUCAGUUUAACGGCUCCAAGGUAUCAGGCUGGUCAGAUGCAACUACCAGAGCAGCGCCUAGUGCCAAACUAACGCCUAUGUUGGUGGAUUUAGAAAACAGAGCAUACUGGGCAGCUGUAACGUGGGAUACAUCAAACUCUGUAACACUGAACUUCAACUCCACUCUAUCGACCGGGUUGAAAGGGGCAUGUCUCGAACCUGCAUGGGUGCUUACUAGAGGGUUUCUAGUGGACCUAUUCAAUCCGAGAGCAAAAGAGUGGUGUAGAGGCGGCUUUGAGGUGGCUGAUGAUAUUGCAGCUCAGGUAAUAUCUGCAGCAGGGAUUUGUCGGUUGUACGUCUGGAGAACUAUUGCGUCAGUAAAGGAAGCACUUCGAGAAGGAGUCAAUGAGGACAGUGUCCUCUUUGCAUGGAGGGCUCUUCUUGACGGACUUGAUAUUUUCGAGACAAUAAUUCGGCCAAUAUUGCGCAGGUGCGCAGAAAAUCUUCAUUUACUAAGCCAGGUUAAUAGGCUGAAUUGGUACGAGACAUUGCUUCACUACUAUCUAGGGAUAUUAAUUCUCGUCGAUGCCGUCGAGGCAGCUCGCCGCUCAGAUUUAUUGCUACAGCUACCCGAGAUAAAACUAGAGGCUGAAACUGAAUAUUUCAAUAUUCUAAAAUUUGGCCUAGAAAACACGUACAGUGUACACCCGCCCGAAGAUGGAUCCUCAGAUUUGGAAGAUAUCAUCAACACAUCAUUUAUCGCCAUUGACCCAUAUCCCCACCAUAUGGUUGCUUCUGUACAGCUGAUGAGCAAGACAGUAAGACGAAAAUAUAACCAAGGGGAUAUUACUUGCAACGAAUAUGCUCGUCUUUCGUCAAUCUUGCUCGAAGCUCUUGAGCAGCUACCUCAAACUUCCAAGUCGGUCUGUUUGGCACGGGACAGCUUGCAAUUGUCACUCCAGCCUAGACUUAGCACUUAGAAACUUCUACAGAAAUUUU
Talaromyces proteolyticus is the source of this 1975-nucleotide messenger RNA. RefSeq lists its product as uncharacterized. Gene Ontology annotation, biological process: regulation of DNA-templated transcription. NCBI's taxonomy places the organism in Eukaryota, Fungi, Ascomycota, Eurotiomycetes, Eurotiales, Trichocomaceae. Gene Ontology annotation, molecular function: DNA-binding transcription factor activity, RNA polymerase II-specific; zinc ion binding. The coding region runs from base 19 to 1956 and encodes 645 amino acids. The transcript has 4 exons. The record is from RefSeq and is a predicted model, not a curated record.